This is a messenger RNA of Yarrowia lipolytica CLIB122, 1002 nucleotides long. RefSeq lists its product as uncharacterized. NCBI's taxonomy places the organism in Eukaryota, Fungi, Ascomycota, Dipodascomycetes, Dipodascales. Gene Ontology annotation, molecular function: 3-oxo-5-alpha-steroid 4-dehydrogenase activity. The record is from RefSeq and is a predicted model, not a curated record. Gene Ontology annotation, cellular component: endoplasmic reticulum. Gene Ontology annotation, biological process: dolichol-linked oligosaccharide biosynthetic process; polyprenol catabolic process.
AUGCUUCAAUUACUCGCUGUCACUUUUUUCCUCUCGGGAAUCGUCACCACUCUGCUUGGAAACGUGUCACCAGCAAUCCAGAAGCUCUCCUAUUAUGGCAAAACCCUUACCCAGAAGACCAACAGUACUCUGGCGCUUCCCAAGCCCUGGUUCAUCCAUUUCUACAUUUUGGCGGCAUUUCUGGGCUACUAUUCGCUCUUCAUCGUGUAUGACAGUUUCAGCGACAACCACAUUUUGAUUGAUGUUCUGGGACUCUUGGAUAGCCCAAUCAGUGCUAAUAAUAUGUUUGCAAACGGAUGGACAGACUGGAUGGACGAUUUAGUGAGCAAUAUCAAUGAAUGGAAAUUGAUUUCCACCACUCAUGUUCAAAAGCCCCUGACUACUCUUGUUCUUCUGCUUCUGGGUACCAUUCAGGGCACUCGACGACUGUAUGAGUGUGUGUACGUGAUGAAGUACAAGGUGAAGACCGGAGCAUCACGUGUUGCAGAGGAACAGAGGAAGAAAAAAGAAGGCCAGACUGCCGAAAUCGAGUCACGUGAAAGCCAGAUGCUUUUGACCCACUAUCUUGUCGGCAUGGGGUUCUAUGUCGCGGUCUUUUGCAGUCUGUGGGCAACAGGAGUUGCUGGGGUUCGAGAUAUGGAGGAGUGGGACUUUGACUACAACUCUGUGGGUCUUUCUAUUGCUAUUUCUCUCUUCCUUGUUGCUUCCACGCUUCAAUACUUGUGUCAUGUGCAUCUAUCUUCUUUGAUCAAGUAUUCCUUGCCGACUUUCUGGCCCUUCAAGAUCACAGUUUGCCCUCAUUACACUUGCGAAGCUCUCAUUUACAUGAGUUAUAUUGGAGUCUCCCUGUCUACCGGCUCUACUCCUAAUUAUGGGCUUUUGUUGGCCCCUCUCUUUACUCUUACUGUUUUGACCACCAGUGCUAAGAACUCCAAAGACUGGUAUAAGCAGAAGUUUCCCGAGUAUAAUGUCCGAUGGCUCACCAUUCCCGGUGUGUUGUAG